This is a messenger RNA of Trypanosoma grayi, 654 nucleotides long. RefSeq lists its product as hypothetical. Gene Ontology annotation, molecular function: fucosyltransferase activity. Gene Ontology annotation, cellular component: membrane. The record is from RefSeq and is a predicted model, not a curated record. The annotation marks the transcript as partial. The transcript has a single exon. Lineage: Eukaryota; Euglenozoa; Kinetoplastea; Trypanosomatida; Trypanosomatidae.
AUGGCGACCGCGAAACAUGUGUCUGGGGGAUGUGUUCAGUCCUGUGGUUUGAAUAGACAAGAAAGUGGCGGUGAAUUCAACUGUCACGUGCGGGCGCGGGGACGCGGAGAAGAGGUGAUUUUGGCGGAUAUUGUGAUCAAUCAUAAUGGACCUGUUCCGAGACGUUUUGCGAAUGGCCGACCAUACACUACACUGUUCUACUCGGGGGAAAGUAAUUACACCGACUACAAACGAGGAAAUGACGCUUACCAACGUCAGUAUGACGAGGUUGUUUCCUUUCAUCAACAUAGGCGGUAUUAUUUCACCUGGGCUAAACGUCACCAGUCUUCAUUUAUGGAUAUUAUUCGUAGCAACAAGGGGAGUAACGGUGAGGCUUACAGUACGACGUGGUCUGUAUGGAAGCAACGUCAGUCGGCGAUUGCGGUGUUUGUUUCCAGAUGCAAAGCACGCCGUGUAGAGGUGAUCCAUCGUCUGUCAAGGUACUACCCUGUUCAUAGUUACGGUAAGUGCGCAAAAAAUAAAAAGAUUCCUCCCCAAUGUGCUACCAUCGGUGGGCGGUACCUACAGAAGAUGUGUGUGAUGCGGAAGUACAAGUACGCCAUGGCGCUGGAGAACUCGAGGGAGCAGGACUACGUGACAGAGAAGGUGUACCAC